Molecule: messenger RNA, 1998 nt
Organism: Pygocentrus nattereri (red-bellied piranha)
Lineage: Eukaryota; Metazoa; Chordata; Actinopteri; Characiformes; Serrasalmidae
Gene: igfbp2a
Product: insulin-like growth factor binding protein 2a
Exons: 4
Coding region: 94-915 (273 amino acids)
Biological process (GO): regulation of insulin-like growth factor receptor signaling pathway
Cellular component (GO): extracellular region
Molecular function (GO): insulin-like growth factor II binding; insulin-like growth factor I binding
Source: RefSeq, a predicted model, not a curated record
CCCCCAGCUUUCACCUGUUCCGCGUGCGCGUUCUGUUCCUUCGCGUGUACCUGUGAGGAUCUUUCUGUCUCUGUCUCUGCAUCUCUCUCGAGGAUGAUCGCGCGCGCCCUGCUGCCGUUAGUGCUACUGUUGCUCGCGCCGGCCGCUCGCGCCGAGCCGGCGUUCCGCUGCCCGAGCUGCAGCGCUGAGCGCCAGGCGGCGUGUCCCGCGCUCGCAGAGCCCUGCGCUGAGAUGGUGCGCGAGCCGGGCUGCGGCUGUUGCCCGGUGUGCGCGCGGCAGCAGGGCGAGCCGUGCGGGGUGUACACGCCGCGCUGCUCCAGCGGACUACGCUGCUACCCGCCGCCCGAUUCUGAGCUGCCGCUCGAGCAGCUCGUGCAGGGACGCGGGCGGUGCGCGCGCAAGGUGGACACAGAGCCCGCGGGGAGCGCCGAGCUGAGCGGCGAGGUGGUGGAGCCUGUGGAAGUGGGCCAGACUGAGGUACCUCCGAUAAGGAAGCCCACGAAAGACAGCCACUGGAUCGGGCCUAAGGAGAGCGCUGUCAUUCAUCACCGCCAGCAGCUGAAAACCAAGAUGAAGUACAAAGGGGACGAGCCUAAAGUGCCACGUGCCAAGCCGAGUCAGUGUCAGCAGGAGCUGGACCAGGUGCUGGAGAGGAUCACCAAAAUGCCCUUCAGAGAUAAUCGUGGCCCUCUAGAGGACCUCUACUCUCUGCACAUACCUAACUGUGACAAGAAGGGGCAGUACAACCCAAAACAGUGCAAGAUGUCAGUGAAUGGACACCGAGGUGAGUGCUGGUGUGUGAACCCUCACACAGGCAGACCAAUCCCCACCUCCCCGCUGGUGAGAGGGGACCCAAACUGCAGCCAGUACCUUGAUACCCUAGAGGUGGAGCCCCCGCCGGUACCCCAAAUCUAAACCAGCCCCGAAUCCCGAACACCUACCGCAAUACCUACGCCAAGAGCCGAGGUCCAAGAGGACCCUGAAGAGUCAGUGUUUUUAACCCCUUAAACAAGCUACCGAUAUACUUUGUGUGUAUGUAUGUGUGUGUUUGUGAUUUUUUUUUGUUAUUAUUUGUAGAAUUGGCAUAGAAUGCAAUGUAAGCAGCAUCAGUGUCGAAUGAAUCCCAGCAUAUGAUGGGAGGUUACGAUGGGUGUUACAGAAGACUUGACACAAACAUGCAUGGAAGCUGUUUUUUUUUUAUCAUUCCAGGUUUUAAAUGUUGAUUCCAUGGGACUGUAAAGUUACAGUCAACUCUCCUCCACACCUUUGAAUGGACUACGGGCAAACUUGAUGUGUUAGAAUGUGUAGUUCUCUCUCUUUGGUGCUAUUCUUCGUAUUUUAAAAACAUUCACCUGCCAUAAUGACUCAUACUCUACUGGAAAUGCUAAGAAAAGGGUAUUUACAGUAUAUUCAAGUAGGGCUGCAAGUUAUGGACAAAUAUAAUGCAAUAACUUUGCUACUUUUUGCAAUUGGAGUACAGUGAGUGAAUAUGGAGGGAGCAGGACACAACAAAUUUUGUUUUAAACUAAAUAAUUUUUUACUAUUAUUAUUAUUAUUAUUAUUUUACACAGGGAACUUACACCUGUUUCCUACAAAUUACAAUAUAGGCUUUGUUUCAAUUACCUACCAUUUGUGAACAUUGCAGCUGAAAGUGGCAUAAGGUCCAGUGUUAGAACUGACCACAUAGAUGGGGUUAAUUGUAAUAAACUGAGAGGCAAGUCACUAGAACAGCCUGGUAAUUUGAUGCAAACGCCGUGCAUUCAGUACUGUUUAAUGUAGUUUGAACCAGAAAGAUACAAAUAUACAGUACUGUGCUUCAGAGACCACCCUUCAGUUAUUUAUUUGGCCAUCAAGUACACUUAUUAAUUUUCCAGGAGAUACAUUAAAUGCUACAAACGUAUUACGACACACCUCUUAAACAUUAAAUCCAGGUGUUUCAUUCAGUCCCAUUGCCACAUGUGUAUAAAAUAAAAGACCUAGCCAUGCAGUCUGCAUUCA